This is a messenger RNA of Fonsecaea multimorphosa CBS 102226, 2370 nucleotides long. RefSeq lists its product as uncharacterized. The transcript is spliced from 3 exons. NCBI's taxonomy places the organism in Eukaryota, Fungi, Ascomycota, Eurotiomycetes, Chaetothyriales, Herpotrichiellaceae. Gene Ontology annotation, biological process: DNA-templated transcription; regulation of DNA-templated transcription. Bases 1 to 2370 code for a protein of 789 amino acids. The record is from RefSeq and is a predicted model, not a curated record. Gene Ontology annotation, molecular function: DNA-binding transcription factor activity, RNA polymerase II-specific; zinc ion binding; DNA binding.
AUGAAUCCCCCAAGCCUUUCGCUAAGGACGUCGCCCACAAAGCGGAGCUCCGCGGCCUGCAUCCAUUGUUCAGAUCGGAAAGUCAGGUGUGAUAAACAGGCUCCAUGUAGUACAUGCACGAGGCACAAUGUGCAAUGCAUAUUUCCUCCGCCGAAAACGAAACCCCUGAAAACGAAGCGAAAAUGGGUUAGCAUCGAGGAAUACGACGAGCUGGAGAAGCGAUAUGAGGCAUUAUUCCAGGAAAAAGGCGUCGGCGUCAACCAAGUUGAAGCCACCGCCUCCUCACAGCAUGAAACUCUUUCCAUAAAUACUGCCUCGGACGUGUCUCGAACCCAUCUCCAAUUUAAAACACCAGAUUCGGCUGUUUCAGAGCCCCAGAGGACUGUCUUCAAGCCUCAGCUGCUACAGGGGCAAGGAGGUACCAAACUUGUGGACAACAGCCUGUGGUCACGGGUGGCACAAGAGAUCCGUGAUGCACAAGACGUCUUUGAAGAAGAAGACUCAACGGCGGGCUCUGUCGAGGGCGGAUCGCCAAAAGACGAUUUUUCUUAUGUUCUGGGCUACAAUGUGCUCGCGGCUGUAUCCUUGCAUCCACCCUCUCAGCACAUCGAUCAGUUAUGGCAAGUUUUCAUCAAAAAUGUUAAUCCUCUCACCAAAAUAGUGCACGUACCGAGCUUGAAGUCCGCAAUAGAGAAAGCUAGCAACAAUAUCGAUCACAUCCCGAAGGGCUUCGAGGCACUCAUGUUCGCCAUUUAUAGCAUCGCUGUCUUGUCGCUGACUGAAGACGAAUGCAAAGAGAUACUGGGUGAAACCCGGGUAAUACUGCUUUCCUAUUACGUGGCAGCUACGAAAAGGGCUCUGUUUCGUGCAAAGUUCAUGAGCACCACUAGCAUUGUGGUUCUGCAGGCGCUGGUCCUCCACAUUCUCUCAAUUCGAGACGACUACGAACCACGUGCGGUGUGGAGUCUCAGCGGGGUUGCUCUCCGUGUCGCAGAAGGUAUGGGCAUGGGCCUUGAUGGCACAUUUCUCGGCUUGCCACCCUUUGAAACCGAGAUUCGUCGACGCAUCUGGUGGCAGAUCAGGUCGCACGACGCUCGUGCAGCAGAGCUUAGCGGCCAGGCCAAGUUUCGGGGAGACUUUGAAUUCACUGAGACCACUCCGAAGAUGCCCGCGAAUGUCGACGACCGUGAUAUUUAUCCUGCAAUGUCGCAAGCAGCGGUCGAGUCAACGAGACCAACAGAGAUGAUAUUCUGCAUGAUCAGGUCGACAAUGGCAACCUUCGCGGCGGCGCAAAUAAAGAAAAUAGGCAAAGUACGCAAAGCCGCUUUUGCAUCUGAUGAAUAUCCUGCCAUGGACGACUUGGGAGGGAAGGACGAUUUCAUCAAAGAGGUUGAAGACAUCUUGGAAACAAAGUACUUGCGAUUUUGCGACCCAUCCCAGCCCCUACAACUAAUGGCUCUAAUUUGUGGUCGGACAGCAUCAAACCUUAUCCGCUUCUUGGCUCAUCAUCCACGUAGAUGGGCCUACCAAGACCAUGUUCCAGCAUCGGAACGGCGAUUGGUCUGGGGCGUUGUCAUUCGACUCCUGGAGCAGUAUAAUAUGAUGCAGACCGACCCCAAUCUGAGGCGCUUUGCUUGGCAUGUGUCCUACUUCAUUCAAUGGCAUGCUGUCAUCCACGUCCUAGACACACUCCGAACAGACCCCCUCCACGGAGAUGCUCAGAGUGCCUGGCGCCUCAUCGACACCUUGUUCGAAAACAAUCUCGAGAUGUUACUGAGUAUGAACCGGCCGAUCGCCGCAGCAGUCGGGAAUCUUUGUUUGAAAGCAUUCGCUGCUCGCGAGGCCGUUUUAAGGAGACAGCAAACAGUUCUACAUCGCCCGCCCGAAUAUAUAACUAAGCUCCGGGAACAACGAGAAGCCGCCAAGGCAAGGAGAGAAGAAGCAACCAUGAGAAGCCAGAUGCAAGACCCACUUAGCGACCAAAACAGAUUGAAGACAAGCGAUGCCGACCCAACAUCACCAGACACGAUUUUGCGAUCGAGAGACACACACGCAGCAGCUCAACCGCAGCAACACUUGCUGUCAAAACAGCAGGUAAGCGACUUUCAAAGCAACGCCAGGGGUGAAGACGAUGCGUUCUGGCUCAGUGACACUCUAGGCGACGGAUUUCCACCUGAUGGAGCUGCCGACAUGAUGAGCCUAUACACGGAUGCCAUCUUGGCCCAGGAAUAUUCGCUGAAUACUCCCAAUGACGGUGCCAUAGACUGGGAACGAUGGGAUUCCUGGUUUGGUCAUCUGAAUCCCCUGCAACCAAAUGUUGUCCCGCAGAGAGAGCGACGAAUUAGUGUCCAAAGUCUGAUGUCCAAGUAA